Messenger RNA from Mytilus trossulus (common blue mussel), 797 nucleotides. RefSeq lists its product as uncharacterized. The coding region runs from base 92 to 694 and encodes 200 amino acids. The record is from RefSeq and is a predicted model, not a curated record. The transcript has 3 exons. Lineage: Eukaryota; Metazoa; Mollusca; Bivalvia; Mytilida; Mytilidae.
ACAUCUGCUUUUGUUUAUAUACAUUGUGGUUAUGCUGAAAUAAAACUAUUAUAAUGUUUUUGGUAAAUUUGUAAUUUCCAUUACAAUUUAGAUGCCGUGGACGUUAAAAUGCAGUCCUUUCCUUUCAAAAUUAAUAGAAAAGGUUUCCUGCAGAAUACAGACAUUUCUAACUCUUUAUGUAUCAGCUUUAAUGUUUGUGAUAGCAGUAUCUACAAAUGAAUGGUUUUUAUGUGGAACCAAAGUGAAAACGGGCAUAUGGAAUAUAUGUCUCUUCCAACCCGCAUCGAACCACUGGAAAUGUGAUUCCUUUAAAUCUGAUUUUGCAGUGGCUGUUCAAGCAUUUUCGGUGAUGUGUAUUUUUGGAUAUGUUCUGACUGUAGUAUUUCUGAUCAUCUUUAUAAAAUGUCCGACCUCGUCGUCUACAAUGUUCUCUCUUACAUUGUCGUUAUGUUUGUUGUGUUUGAGUAUAGCCUGUUUACAGAUGAUGACAAUGAUAGUGUAUGCCAUCAAGGUCAAAGAUAGUAUUAUCGAUGUAAUCAGAAUGAACUUCUCUCAACAUAGUUCAUCUAUGUCAUGGUCCUUUGGUUUAGCACUGAUCUCUGUUGUCAUGACAACUGUGUCAGCCGUUCUGGCCUUCAGUGAGAUAAGAAAAAUAACAGGAGGAGACUCUAAUGGGGUCACUGGUCCUGUCUGAGCCUCAGAUAAGUUUAUUUGCACUAUGGUGUUUGCUUGCCAAAAUUUUGUUAUAUAAUAUAUAGAGUGCAAUGUUAAAAAAUAUUAAAGAUUGUUUUAUAUGA